AGGGGGUGGGACUGGGGGAUCUCCAGAGGGCCCAUCCUGGGCCCAACCCUGACUGUUCUGGGAUUCUGUGAAAAUUAGAGGGCUAUUUAAAUGCCAGGUUCACUUGAUGAUGUAAAUGAAAAGUUGAGAUUGAUUUCCAUGUAUUAAACUGUUGAAGGCCAGCUGCAGCGUUCAGCAUGGCGAUUUUGGUGUGCCCGAUAAGGCAGGCUAAAGGACAGUAACACUGUAACAGUUAAGGACUGCUUGACUUCUUCACUUGUAGGCUUUAAUGUUUUCUUCUCUGCUGUUCAUCUUGGUUGAACCUUGGCUUGGUACCUUACAAAGUCAUUCAUUAUCUUUUUUUUUUUCUUGAAGACACAUUAGAGGAUUACAGAUGGAAAAGGCAAAGCCGAGAAAAGCCUUCUAAGUAUUACAGAAUAAGGAAAUAUGGCUUGAAUGGAGUUUCCUGUGCUGUGUAAAUGCUGUGAAGUUUUGUAAUGGCGGAAGCUAGGUCUUCAGGAAUCAAAAGAUCCCAAAUAAGUUUGUCACUCAGUAAAAGUAAGAAGAAAAAAGGAACGUCAUCUAUACCUUCAGCAUCCUCCUCUAUUACUUCCUUUUUUAACAAUGUUCCCCCUGCCAAAAUUAGCUGUCCCAUGUGUGGGCAAUUGGUGCCAAGGUAUGGAAUAAAUGAGCACAUGGAUGAAACAUGUCAGAGAAACCGUGGUGAGAUCGGUGCCACUGGUGCUACGCUGGACCCUCUGAAGAAUAAGAGCCCCCCAGCUGCAAAUGUAACCAAUAAUUCCAGAUCAUACUUUUCAAAAAACAUCUUAAAUCUAGAAACAAGUCCCUCCAAAGGCAAUUCAUUGAAAGCAGAAGGUAGUGCAGCACAACAGAUUAGUCCUUAUUUUAGCAAUAAUAGCUCAGUCAUUAGUGUUAACAAUGAAUCACAGGCCCAAACAGUCAAAAUAGUCUCUUUGGGAAGCUUGUCAUCGAAACUGUCCAGAAAAUGUUGUGCCCAGGGAGGAAAACAGGUCAUGUAUAAAGAGAUUGACUCUUCACCUCCUGCUGUUCACAGUCUGUGUAGGAAUGCUGCAGCACAGGAGGAUGAUGACGAUGAUAUUUAUGCUGGGCAUAGUUCUCAGAAAGAAAAUCAACUUGCACAGAGAGAGCACCAGGAACAAAAUUUUUCAAAGAGGAAACCUGAAUUUCAAAAAGAAAGAAACCAAUGUAAUCGAGAAGACCUUGUGGAUAUAGUUCAGGUAUCUUUACUGGCUGAUAACAAUGACAAAGGAUUCCCAAGUGGUACAAGGAGCACCAAAACAGAAAGCAGGUCUGAAGGUGUGACACUUAGUCCUGAUAAAUUUGAAACACCUCUAGCCAUUUAUGCUUCACCAGAGCUGGCCAGUAAUUUGGAAGUCAAGACUCAGCCUCACACCCAGGUUAUUCCUUCUUCCAAGACAGAAGUGAACUGUGAUACGCAAAAUUGCUGUAGCGAGGGUGAUGCACAGAUACUUCCUGUGGAAGUUCUUGAAGACUUUAAGGAUGAGAUGAAUUAUACUAUGUUAGAAACUGUGGGAAAAGAAGAAUUUCAGAAUUCCACUGGGGACGUUUUAGACAAAAUAGAUAAGGUUCACUCUGUGCCCAGCUCUCCUGGUCACCCAUACUACCUCCAGAAUUUUUUACUAGUGCUUCAAGCAGUCUUAGAGAAUGAAGAUGACAUCAGACUAUUUGAUGAGCAAGAUAUGAACAUUAUAACCAAGUUCUACAAAUUAUCAGUUGGUGGGCAGAAGUUAUAUGUGAGGCUUUUUCAACGCAAGCUGAACUGGUUAAAGGUGAACAAAAUAGAGUAUGGAGAGAUAAGUGUGGAUUUGUCACCAAUGAUUGAAGAACUGGCUGAAGCCAGAUUUCUGCAAACAGAAUCCGAACUGGAAGACCUGUGUGAAGGUUUGGAUUUGCUUUCAGCCCCUGAACUAAAAGCGUUGGCAAAGAUCUUUCACUUGCCAAACCCAAAUGGUCAGAAACAGCAACUUGUGGAUGAUUUUCUGAGGUUGGCAAAACAGCGUUCAGUCUUCAGCAGGAGUCAGGCUGGUGUUGGGACAGUGAUCUUAAAAAGGGUGAAGGACCUGGCUGGAAAAUGUGUGAGGGUGUGUAAAGGCCCUCGGGCCGUGUUCUCCCGGGUCCUGCUGCUGUUCUCGCUGCCGGAGGCGGUGGAGGAGGAGGAGGCUGGGAGUGCUGGGCAGGGCCAGCUCUGCACGGUGCUCCUGGCCAGCAUGGGCAGGGCCGUGUUCCCCACCUACACCGUGAGCAGGAGCACCCAGGUCUUCCAGGACAGAGAUGAUCUCAUCAGGUAUGCAACUGCUGCUCAUCUGUCAUAUGAUAUAGCCACUGCAAUGGUAAAUGGGCACUGGGAAGAAGCUCAUAAUCUAUAUUUGUAUGCUAAACAAACCUGGAGCGAACUGAAAAAUCACCCCUCUUUAAGCUAUCACAGAGUUUUACCGGAGCAUCUGCGACGUUUCACAGUGGGCUGGGUGUAUACGAGAAUCCUUUCUCACGGUGUUGAAAUUUUGCAGAGACUUCACAUGUAUAAGGAGGCGGUGCAGGAGCUGCAGGCUCUCCUGGCUCAGGAUGUGUACUGUGCUGACAGCAGAGGGAGAUGGUGGGACCGGCUGGCUCUCAAUCUACAUCAGCACCUGAAAAACACUACGAAGGCCGUGGGCUGCAUUAGGAAGGGGCUGGCAGACCCCUGUGUCCGCACUGGGCACCGUCUGUCCCUCUACCUGCGGGCCCUGCGCAUCAGAGACUCACCGAGCUGCAGGCAGGUCAGGGGCCUGCUCCAGGAGCUGCCAGUCAUCACUGUGCAGGAUGUGCCACAUGUUACAAUCAAUGGAAAGAUGUGUCCUCAGACGGGAAUGGGAAAAUCCGUAUUUCUCAUGGAGGAUGUUGGUGAUGAAGAAGGAGGUGAAGGCUGCAGUGUAUCCACAGUCAUGUGCUCAGUUGAGGAGCUGGCAUUAACUCAUUACAGGAGGAAUGGUUUUGAUCAGGGUAUUCAUGGGGAAGGCUCAACGUUUCUUACACUGUAUGGGAUUCUAAUGUGGGAUAUCAUUUUCAUGGAUGACAUACCCGAUGUUUUCAGAAAUUCCUAUCAGACGUCCCCCCUGGAUUUGUACACUGACAGCUUCUAUGAGAGCAGGAGGGAUGUCAUCGAGGCCAGACUGCAGCAGCUGCACUCAGCCUCCCCAGAGACUCUGGCAAAGCUGAUUGCUGAUGUCUGGACCACUCAGGAGGGAAAAGCAGCAGCAUUAGUGAGCUGGGGACGUUUUAUUUCCCUCCAGCAAGCCCAGAGCCUUGUCUCCUGCCUUGGAGGAAUGUUCCUGAGCGGUGUUUUCAGGCGACUGUCCAAAGACCUGCGCCACUGCCGGGGAGGUCUGCCUGACCUGGUCGUGUGGAGCACACACACCCAGCACUUCAAGCUGGUGGAGGUGAAGGGCCCCAAGGACCGGCUGUCGCCCAAGCAGAUGCUGUGGCUGAGCGAGCUGCAGCGCCUGGGAGCGGCCGUGGAGGUGUGUCACGUGCAGGCCGUGGGGGGCAGGAGCCAACGCCUCAGCUGACACACAGGUUUGACCAGGGGGGUAACACACCACUGCCUGCUGCUUAUUAAAAAUAGUUUCUUCUAAAAUUCUGGCUCCUUGGAACAUUACUGUGUCCUUUUUAGCACAAAGCAUUCUACGGUGCACUUUGUGAAGACUGAUUUACUGCACGUCACUUUGGGUUCAGAAGAGCAGAGCCUUUCUCUUCCAUCCACAGUUCAUAACUUAUUCUAUGAAAGGUAAUCCAGAGGGUUUGCCCAGUGAAGAGAAACAGCUGCUAUCACACUUGUACCUCCUGAGAACAUCCUGUUCAAUAUAAAAUCUGGGGCAUCAAGUCCUGGUCACUUCUGUGUUGCCUGUGUAGCUCAAAUUCAUCAUAGUGUGCAAGUUUCCUUGCAAGGCAAGCACAGCACCUUUACAGGAGUGUCAGGUUCUCUCCUUGCCCCCACUUAGUCUAUGUGUUUGAAUUUUGCACUUGAAUGUAAAAAAAUACAGGUGCUCAGUGCUGGCAUAAAACUUCAAUGCUGUUUUAAUGCUCUGCUCUGUAUGAAAGGACAAUUUAUUUAACAGGCCCUUCUGCUGUGAAUAUCUGUAUUACCUGUGUAAAGGGAAAUGUUUCUGGUAGAGAUGGGAGUUGGUCAGUGCCAACGUGACCACACUCAUUUGCAAUGUGUCACUCAUUACAGUCAGUUUUACCCCACAUUAAUUGAUGUUUGCUCACUCAGAAAUAUGUCAGUCACUUGGAAUACAAUUAAAAAGAUUAUUUCCCUUUUAGGACACCAGAAUCCUACAGGUUUCUCUCAAUUUUAACACGCAGCCAACAUCUUUUCUCUGGAGUCUUCAUUCUCAUACUGCUUUUAGAAAUUCUGCUUACCAUGCAAACAGCAGACACUGUAAUAGAAUAUAGCAAGGAAUAAAGAUAAUUUGCACAUUAUUUUUAUUAAUCAUCUUUCUUCAGCACAGUGUCCCUGCUUUUCUUGGAAAAAACAAACACCCCCCCUAU
Messenger RNA from Lepidothrix coronata (blue-crowned manakin), 4569 nucleotides. It is a transcript of the gene FAN1, whose product is annotated as FANCD2/FANCI-associated nuclease 1. NCBI's taxonomy places the organism in Eukaryota, Metazoa, Chordata, Aves, Passeriformes, Pipridae. Bases 477 to 3587 code for a protein of 1036 amino acids. Gene Ontology annotation, cellular component: nucleus. Gene Ontology annotation, molecular function: flap-structured DNA binding; 5'-3' exonuclease activity; 5'-flap endonuclease activity. The record is from RefSeq and is a predicted model, not a curated record. Gene Ontology annotation, biological process: interstrand cross-link repair. The transcript has 13 exons.